Molecule: messenger RNA, 711 nt
Organism: Mucor velutinosus
Lineage: Eukaryota; Fungi; Mucoromycota; Mucoromycetes; Mucorales; Mucoraceae
Exons: 2
Coding region: 1-711 (236 amino acids)
Source: RefSeq, a predicted model, not a curated record
AUGCGUUCUACCAUUGCCAUUACUCUUGCUGCUGCUGCUGCCGUUGCUGUAUCUGCUCAAAACUGUAAUCCCUCUUACAAUGUUCCUGGAUCCACUGACUGUUUUACCAAUUGUAACGUCAAAGCUGGCCAGGAGUUUGUCUCUGGUUGGACUAUGGAUUCUGGCUCUCCCAAGUUUCUUGAUUCCCUUAAGUUAAUGUGUACCAAGGGCACUGCUGACUACAUGUCUUUCAUGACAAAGGCCGGUACUUGUAUGGCUGCUUGCGCUGGUGAUAACCCAGAGCUUUUCAAUACUGAAUUCCAAGGCGCUUGUGCAUGGUAUGCUCAACACAGCGGUGAUACCUGCGCUGCUGGAACCACUGCUGCUCAAACAACUACUGUUGCUCAAACAACUGCUGCCACUACAAACACUGUCGCUCAAACUACUACUGUUGCUCAAAGUACCGCUGCAUCAGUAACCUCGGCUGUCAGCUCUGGCUCUUCUGCCGCCUUACCUGUUGCCACUGCACUCUCAUCUGGUGUUCCUCUCGCCUCUAAUGCUUCGUCUAUCAUUAGCGCUUCCGCUUCUGCUAUCUCUACCAAUGCCACUGUUCCAGCUGCUGCAUCAAACGCCUCUGUACCUGCCACACAAGCUAAUAGCGCUGCUUCGAGAUUGCAACUUGGUAGCUAUGCCAUUGCUUUGGUUGCCUGUGCUGGUUAUUUAGCUCUCUGA